CAGGAGACAGAGGGAUAUCCCAGCAGAACGGGGUGAAUCAUCGAGACGACUGAAUCACCUGCAAAGCGCGAAAAUCCGGAAGUUUCACGAAUCAUAUCACCGCAAGGUAGUGUGCCAACGACGGUUCUUGACCGAGGCAUGUUCACACAGGGCGCAGGAAACAGUGACACUGGGUAUAACACGGGCGAACUCACCUCACGCUACGUAGCUGGUAUACUGUGUUCGAUGACGAACGACAACGGAGACGACUCACUGGGACACGUUCCUACAACGUAUGGGUACGGAUCGGGCAUCACCACAGCGACGACCCCGACCUUGACCCCGACGACGCAGAGUUUCGUCGAGCUGAUGACCUUACCGAUGGUCAGUCAGAAUCGGGUUGUGAAUGAGCAUGGCGGCUUCACGCCGGUGGUCAGCGAUGCCAACGGCUACCGGUCAAACAACGGCCGCCAGUACUGGCCACACUCAUCAGACCCGAUCACGGCGAGGGGACUGGUGCCGAUGAGGGAAGGCGCGAGUGCGGCGGGCACGAACACACGCCGUGGAGGCCGCAGGGUCAAGUACGAAGCUUUGAAUCCAGAAGAAGAAGCUAAGCGCCGAGUCAGAAGAGAGCGAAACAAACUCGCAGCAGCCAAAUGUAGGAAGCGACGCCUGGACCACACCAAUUGUUUACUAAUGGAAACAGAUAUGCUGGAGGAUGAACGGAGCAAGAUCGAGAACGAGAUAGCUGAGCUACAGAAUCAGAAGGAGCAGCUAGAGUUCAUUCUGCAGGCUCACGAGCCCACCUGCAAGCGCGGUGGUGCCACCUUCGCCACGUCCGACAUCCCGCUCAUCGAGCCGAAGUUGAGCAGUUGUGGCGGGCUGUCGCGCCCUACGACUCUCAACGUCACGUCGGUGCUGACGACGUCCGUCAAGCAGAACGGUGGCGCCCUCGUGAGCCUGCCCAUGUUGACGCCGAGCAAUGUCUACACGACGCCCUCUGGCGGUACGCUGUUCAACUUUGCCGACAGCGACUUCGGCGAUCACUCUGGGCUGACGCCGCUGAUACAGCCAAAGUCGUGCGCGGACGAAGCGAACAGAGGUUCCAGCAGUGACAUGUCGAGUCCUGAGACAAUCAAAUCACCGACGUUAGUGUCACUGUAAGCAUUCUCGCCACUUGCGGUGGCCCUCUGACCCACGCUUGACCUAUCGCAGCCCGUCGAGAGACAAGGACCCACAUCCUGUGCGCUUGGUUCGCUGCACUGCUGCAAAAUGUCACUGACAGACUAUUAAGUAUUAACGAGGGGUGUUCUCCCCGAGGAGAGUGAGUUGAGAUGCUACACUGCCCUCGCCCACGUAACACUUGUUCACGUUUAACGGUCGGUUUGCUCGCAGAAUGUCUGUUUGCGCGGUGUGACCACAAACCGUAGGUAACGCGAGGAAUGUGUGUUGAGAGCACGCUUUUAUGUGUGUGCGUACUAGUCGGAAAGCAUUAGAUCUCCCAUCCAGGUGUUAUAUUUAUGCAUGUCCCUAUCAUCACGACCUAUGCAAAUCCACAGACUAGCUGAAUAAGCAGAAGUUAUAUUUUGAGUACAUAUACGUUGUGUGAACAAGUUUGUAGUUGCCAUGCUACCGCCUAUCCGUUUCAGGGUCUAUGUGUCAGCGAUGGUGAACAUACGUCCACUUACUAGUUUAACGGUCACGGUGUUGUGCUCCAGUCUGCUUAACCUUGACCGACAUUUUAGGCUGGUUUACUCCGUAUUUGUAAUCUUUAAUUAGCGUGACGGGAAGUUGCAUAAUCGUUAUUAUUAUUAAGUAGUAACACGAAUGUAUGUAUAUAUACAUAUGUUUGUGGUAGUCGUUUAAAUGUGGCUGUGUACGUGCUUGUAGUGUGGCUGUUGUGAUAUGUACUUGUGCCUAUUUUGUUGCUACGACGAUUCGGUGCUUACAGCAAGAUGAUUUUGAUUAAUUAAUCAACGCAAAGUCGUCUAUAAAUCCUAGUCAUUGGUGAGAUAUCAUGUAAGAUCCUCCUUUUGCAGGAAAAACGGAUCCUUUUUUGAAAAAAAAGAUAUCACUGCCUAGUAUAUGUAUACACACUAAUUUCAAUCGUUUUGCUUAUGCAAUACAAAUCGAAAGUCGUACCUGAUUGUAUUAUCUACAUCGAUAUCGUUGUGAUAAGUUAUUUAGCGCUUCCAUGUAAUUAAUUAGUCAUGAGAAAUAUUUUCAUAUAUAAAUGUAUAAUAUAUUGAAUGCGCGUUUGUUUUACCGUCACCAGGCGUACGUAUACACAUUCAUAAUUCGUGCAUCAUCAGAUGUUCAAGGUUUUGCUCCGUCUGCGCCAAACAUAUUCCGUCGGCAACGUCGCAGCCUCUCGCUGUAUCGACGGUACCUCGAUUUGGCACAAGUCGUGUCUUAGACUGGUAGCCAUAUGAAGGCCGGCAUGUGUAGUCGGUGGUAGGCUGGUCGCUUAGGGUGCGUAAACAAAAUUCUAGACACACGCACGCACGCAUGCAUGCACGCAAGCACGCGCGCACACACAGUGUCUUUGUGAAACCGGUUUGCAAAGCUUUUAUAGAGCAAGGUGCAAGAAAACUAUUUUGCUAUUGUGUUUUGUAAGUAAAGUGUGACAAAAUGCCUUUAAUAACAGGCGUUUAUACAUCGCGCCAGUCACACGGUUGCUGAACUGCAUUCUUUAACCGAACGUACCUUUUAUAUCACGUGCUCAGUACUGUUUGUUAUUGCGUGCGGAUGAGCCAUUUUUUCAAAAUAGCUCUGCAUAUUUUCCUAUAAUUACCUAAUGGGCUUGUAUUUGCUUGCCUACCAAUCGCCUAAUUAUUGUUGCUGGUGUGUAAUGAAACGAAGAGUGAGCUCUUUUCGAUUUUAGAAGUGAAUUGUAUUUUAUAUAAAAUAUGGGUUUCCACUUUUCUACCAGCCAAUUUUGAUAGAGCCAGACGGUAACACUGGCAUUCACUCAGUACACGCUCACUAUGGAAUGAUCGUGAUUCACAUGACAUUUGGGUGCGUUGUUAGACACUGUUACUGUUGACAGUAACAAUGAAGUAAAAUGCCGCUUAAAAGUAUAUUUUUGGUAUGUUUGGAAACUUUUGUACUCGAGUUUUUAUUUUAUUUUAUGCAAAUAUUCUACAGUUCAACAAUAUACACAAUAUAAUAUUAAAUGAUGCAGACUGCAAAAGUGCGGGUCUAAUAUGCGGUUUAACAGAAAGGCCUGUGUUCCUAUUACUGAAGUAAUCUGAAGCUCGCUGAAUUUGUGAAGCAAUUCUCUGUUUUGACUGCUUUGCAACGAUGAAAUUUUGUUGAAUUUCGCAUGUUAAUUGAGUUCUAUUUUGAUUUGGUUGCGCAGAUGUAACGUAUGUGUAGUGAAUGACAGGCUAUAUAAUAUGCCUAUAUGUAUAAUUAUAAGCAAUAUUACAGUUAUGUGGCUGAGUUUUGAAAUUGUUCUCAGACUAGUAAAGGUUAUAUAUACGGAUUUCAUUUUAUGUAGUAAAAUGAUUGAUUGGAUUAUAUAACAGGAAAUUUCAAAAAGACAAAUUGUCAUACCUGGUUAAUAGAUCACAUGACAGUUUAUGUUUAUUUGCGCUCAUUUGAAAAUAAAACCUGUUCAUUUUAUAUAUCUCA
Priapulus caudatus is the source of this 3615-nucleotide messenger RNA. RefSeq names its product fos-related antigen 1-like. Lineage: Eukaryota; Metazoa; Priapulida; Priapulimorpha; Priapulimorphida; Priapulidae. Gene Ontology annotation, cellular component: nucleus. The record is from RefSeq and is a predicted model, not a curated record. Gene Ontology annotation, molecular function: DNA-binding transcription factor activity, RNA polymerase II-specific; RNA polymerase II cis-regulatory region sequence-specific DNA binding. The coding region runs from base 139 to 1143 and encodes 334 amino acids. Gene Ontology annotation, biological process: regulation of transcription by RNA polymerase II. The transcript is spliced from 4 exons.